This is a messenger RNA of Penicillium antarcticum, 285 nucleotides long. RefSeq lists its product as uncharacterized. The record is from RefSeq and is a predicted model, not a curated record. Bases 1 to 285 code for a protein of 94 amino acids. Lineage: Eukaryota; Fungi; Ascomycota; Eurotiomycetes; Eurotiales; Aspergillaceae. The transcript is spliced from 2 exons.
AUGCUGUCCGUUCUCUUCUUUCUUGCAUUCCAGGUGGUGCUUCUUGCCGCUUGGGUCUCUGGUACCCUAGAUCCAUACCAGAAGAAACUUCAGGAACUCUUGCUGGAUUGUAUGGGUGAAAACAAGGUCUCUUAUGGACUUAAGAUGAGUCUCACAGGCAAAAAGCUCAUCGAAGAUGAGAACUUCAGCAAGAUCCAGGAUCAGCUAGGAAACCAACUCGGUGGCAUGUUUGGGAAGGGGGGAGUUGGAGAGGGCAUUGGUUCUAUUAUGAGCAAGAGUCUUUAA